UAGAUGUCACAUGUAGUAGCAGAUGUUCAAACAACACGAGGUCAUUCAGUUUACACUAGGACAGUGCCAGACGAUCGAUAAGAAAGACAGUCGUUGAUAAGCGGAAAAAUAAAAACCACUCUUGACGUGUAGAAAGUAAAGGCCCGGCACAUCGUCCAUCACAACCGCACCACGACAAGCUCUUUCUCGUGCCUCCCUCGCGCCUGUUCUUACGAAACGACUGUUGUGAGAAUGAAAGCAAUGACCGGACUGAUGGCUGCGCUCCACAUGCUCCUGUUGACGCAGACCACUGUGAACGGUGCUCACGAUGGAGAUGGGCCUCGACCGUGUUGCUUCCCGGCAUCCUUUCAGGCAACCGUUGCCGACCUCCGGAGCGUGUCAACAACAGAUAUUCGUCUGUUUGAAGUGUACCGCGACUGGGAUAAACGAUUGCAAGUUCAGAAAAUUAUGAGCUUUGCUGCCCCUGGGCUGGUAGCGCCGACAACCACUGUCAUAAUGGAUUUCAAAAAUAUGACUCAGUAUGUGAUAGCUUCAAACGGAGACUGUCAAAGCCGACCUCUGGACUACGCUAUGCUCGAGCCCUGCAUGCCAGAAAACGCCAAGUACCUGGGAAAGACCUACGUGGGAUUCGGCUCGCACGCCGCUGACUUCGAGGGUUGGUCAUUCACCCGUGCUGACCAGGGCAGAAAUAUCGCCAUGACAGUUGCUGUCACCCCAGGUGACUGUGUGCCUGUGAUGGAGACCAUCACCGGCUAUUUAGGGCAAGGUCAGAUAGACACCUUGGUGAUGUUCACAGCAUUCAAAGCUCUGAAAGACCGCUCUGUGUUCAACAUACCACCUAACUGUUUCAGCGAAAUGAUGUGACAUGCAGCCCUAGUAUAGUAGACACCCGUAUACAUUGAGUGUGAGAGACCCGGGGCGAACAAGAAAUAAAACUUGUUUUCGUUAUUAAUUAUUAAUAAAACAAUUGUUUCAUUAUUAAAAUACAAGGUUGUCGUGAAAUACCUUGUAAGAUGUUCCACUUAACAUCCUGUAUGCUAGUGGCAACACACGGUCGGUGUGUACGGGUGUUAGUGCAAUACAGAGUCAUGGAGGCAAGAUGCUUGUCAAACCCGAUUCACUAAGAAUCCGACACUAGCAUCCUUUAGGAUGAUUGUGUUGAUUGCAUAAAAUGUGCUCUCGUUUAGCACCUCACAUUUGUUACUUUUGGUUUGUCUCGCACUACCCUGCUUUCAUUUGCUUAUUGUCCUCUCGUUUCUUGUAUCGUCGUAAACGCAAUAAAAGCAAAAGACGAGGAAA
This is a messenger RNA of Pomacea canaliculata, 1299 nucleotides long. RefSeq lists its product as uncharacterized. Bases 232 to 864 code for a protein of 210 amino acids. Gene Ontology annotation, biological process: cell-matrix adhesion. Gene Ontology annotation, molecular function: calcium ion binding. The record is from RefSeq and is a predicted model, not a curated record. NCBI's taxonomy places the organism in Eukaryota, Metazoa, Mollusca, Gastropoda, Architaenioglossa, Ampullariidae. The transcript has 6 exons. Gene Ontology annotation, cellular component: lysosome; extracellular region.